AUGACUCCGAGUUCAUGGACAAACAGUCUUCGGCAGUCUCUAGUCGCAGGCGGCAUAUUGGCCAUUCCCUUCAUCUUCAACUAUUUGCUCACACUAUCACUGUACCAUUGGGCAAAUAUGCGAAGGAAACCGGGGCAGACGCCACCUGAGUAUCCUGCAAUGCCCAUCAUAGGAAGCACUUUUUCGUUCUUGUGGGACAGCGCUUCCUUUGUGGCAAAGGCAACAACAUACGCCGGCAAGCUGACCUGUGUCCGUAUUUCACUGCUCAUCAAUGGCAUCUAUCUCGUCUCCGAACCCAAAGCCAUUGCCGAUAUGUGGAAGAACCCAAACCUUUCCAGUCCCAUCUACGUGUACACCGUGGGACUGCGUUACAUCUUCGGCAUGCACGAGAAAGGCAUCGAGGCCUACACAGCUGAUGACUCGGGACCAUAUCGCAAGCCUCAUCCAUUUAGCAAUGUUGAGCCCAACAACCGCAUCGACUUUCUCACCCAUGACUCGCUGCUCCGCGGGCUGACGAGCCACGCGAUGCUACGAAUAUUUGAACGGUUUCAAGCCAUCCUCAAACGAAACCUCGACACCGAAGACAUUGGCGAUGAAUGGAUCGAGCAACCUGAUCUCUUCACCUUCUUCCGUAACAAUGUCGGCAAGGCAGUCCUGGAAUCCCUCUUCGGUCCAUCCCUCCUCGCCAUCAACCCAAACUUCACCAGCGACCUCUGGGAAUUCGACGAGCAAGUCGUCAACCUCGCCAAACGCCUUCCCCGCUUCCUAAUCCCCAACGCCUUCCGCGUCCGCGAGCGUCUCCUGUCCCAAAUUCAAAACUGGUACAACUACGCACGCCAGCACUUCCGCGACAGCAACACCGACCAAGACACCCAAUGGGACCCCUACUGGGGCUCCAUCAUGAACCGCGAGCGCCAGUCGAUGCUCCUCAGCAUCUCAGGCCAAGACGACGCCGCCGUCGCCUCCACCGACCUCGGUCUCAUCUGGACCUCCGUCACCAACGUCGUGCCUUCCACCAUGCUAACCGCCUUCCACAUCUUCUCCGACCCCGCCCUCCUCUCGCGGAUCCGCACCAGUAUCUUCGACUCCGUCUCUCACACCCCCACCUCCGGCUUCUCCGCCUCCAUGGACAAGCUCCUCCAAAAAGACCUCUUACAAUCCGUCUACGCAGAGACACUCCGCUUGUACGUCCAAUCCUACAUCACGCGCUGUUCCGCACACGAAUGCAUCACUGUGGGCGACUGGACACUACCCCGCAACGAAGUCAGCAUGGUGAGUUCCUACGUCGCACACAUGAACACGUCGCUCUGGAACGAGCAAGACGGCGCUCACCCCGUUACUUCCUUCUGGGCCGACCGCUUCAUUCUCGACCCAGCGGACCCCUCGUCGGGACCCAUGGAUCCUUCCACCCCCGAAGCCACGGAAAUCCGGUCUAAACUCUCCACCAAGGAAAAGCAUUUCUCGGCAAAGGGGCUCGCGGGCGCGUGGAUACCGUAUGGAGGCGGUUUCAGCGCGUGCCCGGGGAGGUUGCUAGCGAAGAGGAUUAUCCUGUAUACGUGUGCGUUGCUGGUGAGUGAGUUUGAGGUUGAAGUCAAAGAUAAGGCGUUUGAGAUGGAUUCGUCGGGGUUUGGGCUGGGUACGCAGAAGCCGAAGACGAAGAUUGGGUUUAGGAUUCGGAGGAGGAGGGGAGAUUAG
Molecule: messenger RNA, 1695 nt
Organism: Bipolaris victoriae FI3
Lineage: Eukaryota; Fungi; Ascomycota; Dothideomycetes; Pleosporales; Pleosporaceae
Exons: 2
Coding region: 1-1695 (564 amino acids)
Molecular function (GO): steroid hydroxylase activity; heme binding; iron ion binding
Source: RefSeq, a predicted model, not a curated record